Ectocarpus siliculosus is the source of this 1550-nucleotide messenger RNA. The record is from the annotation of a GenBank genome assembly. NCBI's taxonomy places the organism in Eukaryota, Phaeophyceae, Ectocarpales, Ectocarpaceae.
AUGCCCAAGUGGACCAAAGAUGAGGAUUCGCAAUUGCAACAGCUUGUCGUCGCAGCCUCGGGGGCGGAGAUCGACUGGGACAACAUCUCGCAAGUGCUCGACAACGGCAGGACCGGGGUCCAGUGCUGUUCCCGCUGGCAGAAGGUUCUGCAUCCACAGACAAUAAAGGGGGCGUGGACUCCGGAGGAGGAUCAGAAGAUGGUGGAAUUGGUCGGGCUCUUCGGCCCCAAGCGUUGGUCGGCGAUAUCCCAGCGCUUCCCGGGAAGAAUCGGCAAGCAGUGCCGUGAGAGGUGGAAUAAUCACCUUGACCCGGCCCUGUCCAAGGCCCCCUGGUCGGAAGAGGAAGACCGGAUUAUCAUCGAAACCCAAGCCAUACACGGCAACAAGUGGGCAGAGAUGUCGAGGCUGCUCCCUGGAAGGUAUUGACACAAGGACCUACGGUUGUUUGUUGAUUGUUGCAGGCUCGACGCUCCAAGCUCUCAAUUUUUUUGCGUGUGGUGCCUCCUGUCAGCAAUGCCAUGGUGUAUAUCUUGACAUGGCGCACUCUGUGCGAUAGGAAGAUAAAUUUACAUAUUGACAAACAAGAACCAAGGCACGUGAGAGUGUAAUUGCCGGUUUCGCUGGACACGACUCAUUGUGUGCUGUCUGAUACUCGCAUGAUUCAGAGCCAUGUGAAGAGGAUCGCUUUUAAUUUGCGAUUGGUAAAAAUUGUCAGUGCUUAGCGGUCCCGAUGUCUACCGUUCAGGAGGUGGGGGUCGGAUUGCGCUAAUGCUAUGGUUGCCGUACUUAGCUGUACCCAAACACUAGGAUACCGUAGUAGUAUGGUCACUUUUCCGUCUAGCCCGACCUUGCGUACUUGAGGGAUUCAUGUGCAGGCGAUCGUGACUUUUUCGGUGUCGCUCCCUUGUAUCACAUCCUAGCUCGUGCUGUGCUCGCAACUGCCGUCAUGCAUGCGCACAAGAGUAGACAAGAUGCUCCCGUUCGUGUGGGGCUUGUAGCAACUCCAACUAUGCCUUUUUCUUCUCGACGUACGUAGGACCGACAACCACAUCAAGAACCACUGGAACUCGAGCAUGAAGCGGCGGCUGCAGAUGUACCUCGAGAAGACCUACGGCUCGGCCUACGGCGACGUACCGGGACAGGGACAGCCGUCUGGCAAGGCAGAGGCGACACCCUCUCCCCUACUGAUCGCGGGCGAGAGCGGCGGCAAGGGGAAGAAGGGGAGAGCUGCCAAGCACAAGCAAAACAAGUCGCCAACCUUUGUGCCAGAGGGCGGGCGGUUUCACCUAAGGUAUUUACAGAAUGCAUGUUGGCCACGUUGUACAAUGUUGUAGUCAUUGGCGUAUAGUCUGAUUGCAGCGGCCACAGGCGGCGAGGCAAGUCUCUUAAGGGGGUGUGCCACUCUGAUACCAUGCUCGAUGUGCAUUGCUCGUGUCGAAGCGUGAUCUCAAGGAUUCCAUGUAAUCGUCCCUGAGCCUCCUCCCUUCUGUCCCCGUCCCUACCCGACACACUGGGGGCUGUUUUGGCUGCGUUCGUUUUUGGAGCAGGGG